UUUUCAAAACGCGUGAAAAGUUAGUAUUCGUCGUCAUUUCGGAAUGACUUGAAAGUUUUUUUUCUAUGUAUUUUUAUCGUCAAUUCGUCUAACAGUUCUAGUGAUAUGAGAGGACAGAAUGAAAAAAAACGGUUUCGAACGAAUGUGGAUGAUUUCAAUUUUUACGAUUUCCGUGAUUUUUUUUUAGUCAUAAAAAAUUCAUUUUUAUGUUCACUUUUUUUUGUUUGAUAUUCAAAGUUGCGACGAAAUUGAAACAAGAAAUUAAUUCCGAACGGCCACUCAGUUAUUGACGUGACAUCCGAAAAUUAAUUAGUCAAGAUAAGCCGAGGAUGCUAAUUUUUUCCCCCAAUUAUAGAAAUUGAAAUGUAAAUAUCUCGUUACGAUAACACAAUUCUUCGUGUGCUUUAUUGUGGAUUUUUUUUGCCACGUUAUCAGCGUCUGUGCUCGUACGUUUAAAAUGAAAAAAGUUAUCUCUUCCCCCUCGAAUAUUUCGAGCGGAAUGAAUUUUUUUUAUUUUUUUUUUUCAUCAUUUGCUGAGAUUGAAAACGUAUCUGAUUUCUGCUGCCGAAAGUUCUAUGCUAUUUUCACUACUGCGUCUUGCAAAAUAUGUAUCAUAUGUCCUUGAUAUUCUUACGGUUGUUAACUGGCCAAACGGCACGGGCCACAGCGACUCAUCGUUGUACGGAUCGUUCGGAUAUGGAUCAACCGGUGUUCGAUCUCCGUGUCGGAAUAACUGCAGGAAAAAAAUGUUCACGAGUUUCUUUAUUUUGCACGAUUUAUAAAUUUAUCGUCAACACUAUAUUUUUCACAAAUUUUCGCUCGAAAUUCAGGAUUAACAGUGAAAGGAGAGUUAUCGCAUACAGCGUUUUUUUUAUCGUUGUGUUGCCGAAUGUUUUGGAGGGCAGCACAAUUGUCAUUUUAGUUCGAGACGCAACCGUUACAGCGCACUUCAAAAUGAACGAUGUAACGGCCAUUCCGGCCGGCCAUUCCAGUGCUUCAGACGUUGUGCCGGUGUGUUUGUGUCAUGUUUUUGUUAUCAAUCGUAUGACAGUGUACCAAAUAUUUACGUUUUUGCCGUGAACACAGUAUCGAGUUGCCCAUUGUUUUAAUCUUUAUGACGAUGACCGAGCGUUUGCGAGCAGAAAAAUGGAACGCGCCGAAGAAAAGAAAUUACGAGUACAUUCAGGAUAAAAGUGCGAGUGCGUGGGUAUAACAACAUUGGAGCACGUUUGGCCGUGUAAAAACCAGAGUGUAAACACAGUCAGAGGCUGAGCAUGCGUUCACGUGCAUGACGGACGUAAAGUGGUAUACGUGGUGAGUGGGACUGCAUGGAGGAUCGGUAGUGGUCGGUGCGGUGACGGAGGGGCGCUUCGGGCAGGGAGGAGGUGGUGAAGGCAGUAGCGCAGUUCGCGCGAAUAGCGCACGCAAUCUCAAACCAGCCAAGACGAUUCUCCGUUAGCCAGUGCAGGUUGUGUGGAAGUGGUGGAAGUGAUUAAGUUGGGUUCGUCAGUAAAAUUGAAUGUAAAAAAUCGGCCUGAAAAGAGAUUUUUCAACUGUCUCUUCAACUUUGAAACUUUCGUAUUAAUCAAGUGAAUUUGUGUUAUAAAAAUCCAUAGUUUGUCAAACCUAAUGCCAAGAGAAUGGUAAGAUUGACGGAGGAGAUGGUCGUGGCUCGAACCCGAGUGUCCGACCUCACAGCUGUCAGGAAGCUUAAUUGCUGGGGUACUGAACUGACGGAUGUCAGCAUUCUACGAAAUUUGAAGAAAGUUGAGGUGUUGUCGUUGAGUGUGAAUAACAUCAACACACUGAACGACUUCCAGUACUGCCUAAAUCUGCGAGAUCUUUUCGUCCGAAAGAAUAACAUUAAAGACCUCAAUGAAGUCUGUUACCUUCAAAAUUUGCUGAGUCUACGUAACCUGUGGCUCGAUGAAAAUCCAUGCGCCGAACAAGAAGGGUACCGUCUGGCUGUUCUUCGAGCUUUGCCCAAUCUUGAAAAACUCGAUGACAAAGUUGUCACCACAGAAGAAAUUCAAAAUGCUUUGGCCAGAGGAAGAAUACUUGUACAUCCAUUGGAUAUGGAUGCGUCACCGACUUGUUCAGAUACGCCAAGCCCAGAGGAAGUUAUCCCUGAAUGUUCUAACGAUGCAGAUUUUGAACAAAGAAAAGGAUACAACUCUUCUGGCAAUCAGACUCAAGGACUGAAGCAUCAACAGGGUUAUUCGACACAGGGACAACGAAUUAUUCAUGAUUAUCAGGAGAAUGAUAGGAGAAACGCAAACUGGUGUGCUUCGCCAACCUUUCAAUACAAUCAGCCGCAAAACAAUCAUUUCGACUAUGAGGAAUACGAUGAUCAGGAACUGAGGACAGAAUCAGAAAGGUUUUGCCGCAGACGGAGACACAGUAGUGGCAACGGCGGAGAGAAUACGUUGGAACUAAACAGUAGGCGUAGUUACCCUUACUCGGAUAAUGGAGAGAACGAGGCUGGCAGUCGGCGGUCCAAUACUGAUCGACAAAUAGAAGCAAUGCCCGCCGUUUCACCACGAACGUCCUACCCUCCGACGAAUUAUCCGGACGAGAGACGAGAGCCUGCUUUAGUUUAUGACGAGCAACAACCCCAACACACUUACCAGGACAGACGGCACCCGUUGGAAUCUGAUCAACAAUUACCAAAACGUAGCUCGGCCUCGUUGUAUCAGAACAAUUCAAUCGUCGACCGAGAUGAAACGAGCUCGCGAAAUCGAGAAAUGACAGCAUCCCAAGGGGGCUGGGUGAGACAUUCGGAAAAGGACAAAUGCAAUUUUUAUUACCACCGAAGGCCAGUUACGAGGAACUCGAAUAUCCUCUCGGCCGUACUGUGCUUGGUGAAAGAACUCGACUAUCCGAGUCUAGAGGUCGUUGAAAUGGCAGUGAGAAAUAGAAUGGACGAAUUGGAAGAAUGAUGGUUUGGGCGCCGUGUCCGAUCUGUUAGCAGCUGCAACUCGUCGGUCUACGGCUGCAAAAUUUUCAUGAUUUGGGCCCUCUCUCUAGACAUGUGAUCUUCGUCCUUUCUCCAGUAACGCAAUCUCAAAUAGUAUAAACCGAUUGGGGAAUGGAGUUUUGUCGUAUGUUCGUCAUCGGAGUGUACUCAAAAAACAAACGCGGCUUCAUUGAGGUGUUGAGAUUUGUAAAACGAGCUGGAAACAUUCUGUUACAAUUUGUAAACAUUUUUGAUCCGAUCGUAAAAAAAACUGCUUAUUUUAUUGAGCUCCAUUGGAUUUUGAAUCAUGCUUUUUUGGGUAAUAUAUUCGUUGACAAUAACAUCUCAAAUGUAAUUAUAUUAGCAGCCUUGUUGAUGUUUGGACACACCUCAGUGCAAUAACGACCAUAUUGACGAAACGAUUUAUUAUUAUUAUUAUUAUUAUUAUUAUUAUAAAUAUGUUAAUAAUACUUUAGUAAUAAAAGAAAUAAUAAUGGAUGGUUUUUCGAGAGAA
Venturia canescens is the source of this 3470-nucleotide messenger RNA. RefSeq lists its product as uncharacterized. Gene Ontology annotation, molecular function: protein binding. Gene Ontology annotation, biological process: cytoskeleton organization. The record is from RefSeq and is a predicted model, not a curated record. Bases 1641 to 2939 code for a protein of 432 amino acids. NCBI's taxonomy places the organism in Eukaryota, Metazoa, Arthropoda, Insecta, Hymenoptera, Ichneumonidae. The transcript has 10 exons.